This is a messenger RNA of Neolamprologus brichardi, 954 nucleotides long. RefSeq names its product arrestin domain-containing protein 3-like. Gene Ontology annotation, cellular component: cytoplasm; plasma membrane. The record is from RefSeq and is a predicted model, not a curated record. NCBI's taxonomy places the organism in Eukaryota, Metazoa, Chordata, Actinopteri, Cichliformes, Cichlidae. Gene Ontology annotation, biological process: protein transport.
AUGUCCUCGAUGAAGGACUUAAACGUGACCUUUGAAACUAUCAACGAAGACGGUAGUUAUUCUGAAGGAAAUACUAUAGUGGGCACAGUUAGUUUCAGGCUGACAAAAGAGGUUAAAGUUAAGAGCCUUUCUGUAAAAGCCAAAGGAGACGUCAAGGCAGAAUGGACAGAAGGAACAGGAUAUUUCCAGAUUACCCACACUGCAAAAAGGAGAUAUUUUAAAGUGAAGGAGUACUUAAUUGCAAAAAAUGGUAAAGGCACUGUACUUCCCAAAGGGGUCCACACGUUUAGGUUCGGGCUCAAAAUCCCAGAGGGGAGCAUGCCUUCAUCCUUUAAGGGGGUAUAUGGAAAAAUUGUGUACAUGUUUGAAGCAAAGAUGUCCAGGAGCUGGUGGCGGCCUUCUAAAGUUAAAAAGAAGAUCAACUUCAUUUCCAAGACGUUUCAACAGUUUUGGGAAGUGAUGCAUCCACAAUCUGGUACAGUGAGUAAAAACAUAGGUGGGCUCUCCCAGGGACGGGUCCAAAUGUCUGCUACCACUGACAGGAAUGUUUGCACUCCAGGUGAAACUAUAUCUGUUGUUGCCAAAAUCUGCAACUCCUCUUCCAAGAACACGAGGCCCAAAUUCAAACUUGAACAAAAAACAGUAUUUCGCUGCAAUGAGUCUACUAAGAAGUGGGUGAUGAAUCUGUUCAAAGAGGUCGGGGAAACGAUCAGUCCAAACUCAGAGCGAACUGUCUCCUGCCAGUUGAAGAUUCCUGAUGAUGCCAUCUCCACUAUCCAUAACUGUGAAAUCAUCUCAGUUGAAUAUUACAUAAAGGUGUAUCUGGACAUUAGCUUUGCCGUUGACCCAGAGGUGGUGUUUCCACUGGUCAUCGUUCCUUCCAGAUUUGCAGCCAUUCAGCCUGGUGAGGCUGUGGAACCUCACCCACCUGGGACAACUGUGGUCACAAGUUAA